Messenger RNA from Cheilinus undulatus (humphead wrasse), 2059 nucleotides. RefSeq names its product NOP56 ribonucleoprotein homolog (gene nop56). The record is from RefSeq and is a predicted model, not a curated record. Gene Ontology annotation, cellular component: box C/D methylation guide snoRNP complex; small-subunit processome. Bases 127 to 1854 code for a protein of 575 amino acids. Gene Ontology annotation, molecular function: snoRNA binding. The transcript is spliced from 12 exons. NCBI's taxonomy places the organism in Eukaryota, Metazoa, Chordata, Actinopteri, Labriformes, Labridae.
GAUUAGCUAGUAUCGCGUUAUUUGGUUCAUGUGGAAGAUCGCUGAAACGAGUGACGCCGUCUAUUUCUCGAGGUGAAGAAGAAGGGGCAGACACGCGUUGCGUGCUGCUGAGAAGAUUUACUAAUCAUGGUGCUGCUGCACGUGUUAUUCGAGCAUGCGGCGGGCUACGCGCUGUUCGCCGUCAAAGAAGUGGAGGAGAUCGGCAUGUUGCUUCCGCAGGUUGAGGAGAGUGUGCUGAGCAUUGGAAAGUUUAACAGCAUGGUGAGCCUGGCAGCCUUUUUUCCCUUCAAGUCAGCCCAGGCUGCUCUGGAGAACAUGAAUGCCAUCUCUGAAGGUGUGGUUCAUGCUGACUUGAAGUUGUUCCUGGAGACAAACUUGCCUCUCUCAGGAAAGAAGAAAGCUGUGCUGGGAGUUUCAGAUGCUAAAAUUGGAGCAGCUUUACAAGAAGAAUUUAGCGUUUCCAUCCAGACUGGUGGUGUGGUGGCGGAAAUCACCAGAGGGGUGCGUCUGCACUUUCACUCAUUGGUGAAGGGUCUGACUGCUCAGGCCGCCUCCAAAGCUCAGCUUGGUCUGGGUCACAGCUACUCCAGAGCUAAAGUCAAGUUCAAUGUGAAUCGGGUUGACAACAUGAUCAUCCAGUCGAUUGCUCUGCUGGAUCAGCUCGACAAAGACAUCAACACGUUCUCAAUGCGUGUUCGAGAAUGGUACGGCUAUCACUUCCCAGAGCUGAUAAAGAUCGUGCCAGACAACUCAAUGUACUGCAAACUGGCUCAGCUCAUUGGAAACAGAAAAGAGUUGUCUGAGGAGAACCUGGAGAGCUUAGAGGAAGUGGUAAUGGACAGCGCAAAGGCUCAGGCCAUCUUGGAUGCAUCCCGCUCUUCAAUGGGUAUGGACAUCUCUCCCAUCGACCUGAUCAACAUUGAGAGGUUCUCUGACCGCGUUGUGUCUCUAGCUGCUUACCGGCUUGAGCUGCAGGAGUACCUGAGAUCUAAGAUGAGCCAGGUGGCGCCAAAUCUCGCCGCCCUAAUUGGAGAAGUGGUGGGAGCUCGUCUCAUCUCUCAUGCCGGCAGUCUAACCAACCUGGCCAAGUACCCGGCCUCCACCGUUCAGAUCCUGGGAGCAGAGAAGGCCCUGUUCAGAGCCCUGAAGACACGUGGCAACACCCCCAAGUAUGGACUCAUCUUCCACUCGACUUUUAUUGGACGUGCUGCAGCCAAGAACAAAGGUCGCAUCUCCAGAUAUCUGGCCAACAAGUGCACCAUAGCAUCACGCAUUGACUGUUUUUCAGAGGUCCCAACAAGUGUCUUUGGUGACAAGCUGCGUGAACAGGUGGAGGAGCGUUUGUCUUUCUAUGAGACUGGGGAGGUGCCGCGGAAGAAUGUGGAUGUCAUGAAAGAUGCUGUAAAAGAGGCCACUGAUGUUGCAGCUGAGAUCAAGCGCAAACUGGAAAAGAAGGAAAAGAAACGUAAGAAGCGUGAAAAGAAGUUGCAAGAGCUUGAAGCCAACGGUGAAACAAACAGUGAAGCUGAGGUGGAGAAUGGAGAGGUAGAAACCCCUGUGGUCAAGAAGAAAAAGAAGAAACGUGCAGCAGAGGAGAUGGAGGGCCAAGCAGAGGAAAGCCCCGCUGUAGAGAACGGAACAGUGGAGACCUCGGCUAAGAAGAAAAAGAAACAAAAAGCUGAGGCAGAGCAAGCAGAAGCCGCUGCUGCAGGUGGUGAGGCAGAGGAAACGCCAGCCAAGAAGAAGAAAAAACUAAAGACUGAAACUGUGGAGGCAGAAGAGACUCCAGAGACCCCUUUGACUGAGAAGAAGAAGAAAAAGAAGAAAAAAGAAACUAAAGAGGCUGAGGACUAAACCUUUUUUUGUAUAGUUUAUUUUUUGUUAAUCUGCUUAUCUGAAGCUAGGUCACAAACCGCUUUAAGUUGUCCUGUAUGUCUAUCCAGUUUCAUGAAAGCAAGCAAGGCUGCAAAUAAAUGCUUCUAACUGUGCCUUGUACUCCAUGAAAUUUACUUGUAUUUCUGUAAAUAUUUUUAUCAAUUAAAUCCUUUGUUAAAUAUAA